This is a messenger RNA of Paramecium octaurelia, 379 nucleotides long. Lineage: Eukaryota; Ciliophora; Oligohymenophorea; Peniculida; Parameciidae. The record is from the annotation of a GenBank genome assembly.
AUGGAGAUAGAUAAUCUUAAAUAGUACAACAAUACAAUUAGUUGCUAUGAUAAAGCAAUCCAAUUAAAUCCAAAUGAUGCAAUAGCUUAUAAUAAUAAAGGUAAGCAAUUUCUUGAUUAUAUAAGGUACUGCUUUACAGAAUAUUAAUAAAUACAACAAUGCAAUUGAUUGCUAUGAUUAAGCAAUCCAACUAAAUCCUAAUUAUGCAAAUGCUUAUCGUAAUAAAGGUUGCAAUUUAUUCAUUGUCUUAGGUUAUUUAUUAACAGAUAUCAAGAAUUACUAAUAAGCCAUAGAAAAUUACAAACAGGCAAUUAAAUCUUGCAAAUCAAAUUAAAAUGAAUUCAGGCGUCUAAUUAUUGAAUUAAUAGGUUUAAAAUGA